This is a messenger RNA of Xyrichtys novacula (pearly razorfish), 2796 nucleotides long. The record is from the annotation of a GenBank genome assembly. Lineage: Eukaryota; Metazoa; Chordata; Actinopteri; Labriformes; Labridae.
GCCAUCUUGCUGAAUAUAUAAGACGACUGAGCGCCCAGGUAUAGCAGUCGGUAGGUGAGACAGGAUAAGUCAAAGAUCGUAGAAGUGAGCGCCAUGAUCUCCCUCUACUCUGUCCUGUACUCGCUGGUGCUGUUCUCUGAGCUGAGCAGCAUCUCGGUCUCUGUGGCGAUGCCUCCAGCCAAAGCAGAAGAUAACGUGACAGAGCAGGACGGCCUUGGUUUGUUACUGAGGGACGAACCGAUGGCUGAGCGUAGUGUGCUUUCAACUGUGUACAGACGAAGUGUGCUGGACAGCAACGUGAGGGAUGAAGAUGGAAGUCCGAAAAUCAUCCUUGUCUCGGUGAGUAACACAUCACAGUAUUGAUGAAGAGAUGACGGAAGAGUAGAGGUUAAGGGUUUUUAUUGUAUACUAGUCAUUAUAUUACUCAAAGAAACCCAACAUAGAGUGACCAUGAUCAAGUAUUUGACCUCAUUUGGCCGCAGUGACUAAGAAAAUCUGUAACAGGCAGAUAGCUUGAGCUGGACCAGAGUCAUUGAUGGAUACUGUUGAGUCAUAAACCCUUAUUUUGCAAUCUAGUGGUGACAUUUCUUUAUCCAGCAGCUGCCGUCUAACAUUGCCAUGUUUCUACAGUAGCACAGAAUGGACAAAAUUAGCAACUCAAGAGUAUUUUGUAUUUAGAAAUUCGGCAGAAUGCAGUUUAGUUUGUUUAGUGUGCAAAAGUGUUAAUACCAAUAGACAUUUUGCUUGGAAAAUAAUGGCCAAAAAGAGAACUAUUUUUAACAUACAUGACAGUAGCUUCUUGUCCUUGAGGGCCACCGUUGUUCAUCAGCUGCAGGGGUGAGCAAGGGAGCUUUUUAGUCUAGAAUCUAAUACUACAAAGUUUUCCAUAGUAUAGGCGUAAGGAGCAUUCUGUAUUUGACUGAUAGUUGGGGGUGUAAAGCCAAACAUCUUUGUCUGUUUUAAGGUAGAUCAAAAGUCAGACGGAGCCAGCAUUCCCAAUAUGGUACCUUUAUCACCGAGCUUUAAAACGUCUCCACAAGAGCCAACGGCCCAGCGUGACAGAGACUUUGUUGGCGUUUUAAACUGGCUAUGACUGCAACGUCUUUCAGGUCUUACUGAUUUUAAACAGCUGAGGAGAAGUUAAAAUGAACAUCCAGCCAGCUUUGGUCUGAGGUGGUAAUAAAUUACUGUAUAUACUAAUACCAUAACCUGGAGUUAUACGCCAUUAACAACAAAUUUAGGCUAACGUCCUUUGGCUUUUCGGUUCAACAGGUUUACUUUUCACCAUCUGGCAACCAAAACAUAUCGGGGUUGAGUGCUUGGAUUUAUUCACAAGGUCAAAGCACUUAAAAAUUGGAUUUACAGAAGUGGAUAGCAGCGUGUCUUUCCAAAAACAAUGUACCUGUUACACUGUAAAAAGACAUUUUAGAUGAAAUCAUAAAAAGUUACCACUCUAAGAACUUCUUACCAAAGAUAUGUUCCUUAUGAAACCGUCGUCAGCGUGGUUUCCUAGAGCACUUUAAACAGUUGUUAGCUGACGGAGACAUUUUUGUUAUAUGGGUUAACCAAACCUGAAACUUUUUGUUAACUAAACAAAAGAAGUAAUCCAAAGAAAAGAGCCGUUUGGAUUAUUUUUAUCCAAAAUAAAAGUCUCUAGCUGGACUCUUUUUGCAGCCGGUAUAUUCCGCCAACGAUGGUCAUGCAUCAUAACUAUUUAUUGUGAGAUUUCUCUCUAUAAACAGUUUAGCAGCUUACCAUAGUUCAACAACAACAAAGAGAACAUUAUAUCCAUCUUGACACUGAACAUUUGACCCUUUCAACCGGCCACCCUCCUCAUUGUCCUGUUAAAUCAAUAUUUCAUUCACAUCUAUGAAAAUCUUUUAUAGCAGCAUUGGAAAAACCGGGAAAUACUAUUAGCUUUAAAGGUCAAAUGAUCACGAGCCCAUAAAGAUUUAUUGGCACCACAGUGGGAAGAAUGAUGAUAUUUCUGGGUUCCCUCAAACGUUUGGCUGCGAUGUGUUAAAGAGUUUAUCUGGCGGCUGCGUCCCCAGUGCGUUGUGAACAUGGUGGUUAUCACUGCGGUUUAAUGGGGAACAGGCGGCCAUGACAGAGAGAACAAAGCCAUCUGGGUGAACCGGAGCUUUGGAGGGAAAACGGGCCACUGUGAUGUAGUAAAAACGAGGAAGCACAUUUGUUCCAUUUGGGGUUCCUGUGGCUUGGAUACGCCGGUAAAUAAAGAUCCAACACCUGUGCUGAAAUUGCCCGCAAAUCCAGAGUCCAGACUCUGGUCUGGAAGUGUGUGUGGUCUUUAAGUGCAAAAUACGAUCACUAAUCAAUACUGUGUGUUUCAGGACAUGAGGCUGAAGGGGAACAGUCUUCAUGGGCAGAGUUCGGCUUUUACUCGAAGCUUGCCUCAGCUCACAGACCAAAACUGGAACCAAAAUCUGGCGGAGCAAGGUUUGAAAAUGGAUCGUAGAAACAAUGAUCUCGACAGUGAGUAUCUGUAAAACCAUUUUCCCAAAGUUCAGUGAAGUUUAUUGUAAACCAUAAACAAAUAUUGACACAUUUUGUUCACUUUGACUGAUUUUCUUGUCUUUUACCUCUUUCCAGUUCUUCGUUGUAUGAUCGGCAGAGUGUACCGACCCUGCUGGGAAGUUUAAAUGUCCUUCACUCUCCUUCGAAUGCAUUGUAAAAAAAUCCAUCCUUAAAUGUGUGAACCGUGACUGUAUUUCCUUCUAAUAAACAAUCAGAGUGCACAAAAAUAUAAAACAAAAUAAACAUUUAUUAAAAAGUAAA